AUGGCCCCUCGACAACGAUGGCACCCCUCAAGACUCGGCACCCGGCUGUGCGUCCUCUGCGUUGCCAGCAGCCUCGCCGCGGCAUACGACGGCGACGAGUGUAAGCAGGAGAUCAUGAGGAUCUGGGCCAUCCCAAACUACAACGUCAGCGGCGUCGACAACACCACCCUACCAAACUACCUGUACUCGGGACCCGUCGACCGGCUGUGGGACCGCAGCGUGGUGCCCAACAACUUCUCACAGGGCGACCCCUAUUUUGUCGUGACGCAGGAGGGAUGCGAGAGGAUCUGCAAAGGCGGAGCGCAGCUCAACCCGCCGCAGACGGCCAUCAGCAUCGUCUUCCCCCUGACAGUCCUCCUUAGCCUGCCGUUCGAAUCAAGCCACGGCGGGCACUUCUGGCGCGCAGUGCACAACACGCUGGCAUCGACGUCAGUUUGGCUUGGCUCGCCACCAACAGCGCUCGCGUCGGCGCUGUUCGAGCUGCACCAGGUCGGGCAGUGCAGCGCGCGGACGCGGCGGCCUCGCAACGCCGGCGUCUCGGCCCAGCUCCAGCGCGACGCCUACUUCGUCCUCAUGUGCGCGAACCAGUUCCACAUCCCACCUGCGCGUGCCGACGUGCUGCUGCGCGCGCUGUUCUACGGGCUCGCGCGCGCGCUGUCGGCGCGGCCCGACGUGACGGGGCCAGGGGCGGAGAGAGAGCAGAAGGAGAUGGCGCUGGCGGCGCGGCUGCUCGGCGAGAUGGCGGCGCAGCUGCGCGCACUGCAGGCCGGCAAUGUCAAGCGCACGCUGGUUAGCCUCGGGACGUUCGUGGCGGCGUUUGUGUUCGCGUCGGUGCUCGCGUUUGGCGACUUUGGCGAGAGCACCACCAUCUUUAUCCUCUCGCUCGGCCUGCUGUUUUGCUGGCUGCCCAUGCUGGUGGCGCUGACCUGUGUCAUCCCGAACCGCGUGUCGCCGGAGCGGCAGAGGGAACUCUUGUCUCGCUGGCUCUACAACAACGCCGCGAUCGAAGCGUGGUUUCACCCGCCACCCGCCGUUCCCGAAAAUGUCCAGGGGGUCGUCGAUAUGCUGGAUGUCGACCUUGAGGACCAAGGCGAUGCUAUCACGAUCGCCAGCCGCAACAGCCAUGUCCGCCGCCCAAGUAGCCGCGAUGCUGAGGCCAUCGACCGCGAUGCUGAGGCCAUCGACCGUGAUGCUGAGGCCAUCGAACACAUCGACGACGGUGACACAGCCAACGGCCAUGUCACGGAUAGUCGCAAUGAUGGCCACAACGCCGCUGCCGACAAUGAUAAGAAGGCCACGGACCCAGAUGCGGGAAUCCCCUGGUGGUCCCCCUCCACACCCGCCGAAGACACCGCCCCCUAUCUCGUCGGCUCGCUGACCAGCCACGGCCGCAGCCUGCGCCACUGCAGCCUUCUCACCUCGUCAUUCCUCGCACACACCUCUCCCACCUCUUCAACAUCCACUGCGCCCCUAUCCUUCACCGCCUCCACCAACACCAACGCCAGCAAUAACACAGAGCCAUGGACGCACUCCACAGCGACACACCACGCAACGCUCAUCGCAACCGACCUCUUGCGCGGCCGGCCCCCAGCAUCCUGGUACGCGAUUGCGACCGCAUCCCUCGGCCUCGUAUGGGCGGAAGCACUCCUGUCCUUCACAUGCGAUUUUUUGACCCCGACAGUCGGGUUGGGGUGCUGGAGCGGGUGCGCGCUGCUGUACGCGGUACUAUCGGGAGCGGCGGCGGGGGCGAACUGGCUCGUGCAGUUCGUAUUUGCGCGACGCGGCGCGGCGUACCGGAUGCUUGAGACUAAAAAGCGGUGGUGGGAUGUCGGGCGUUGGUUGCCGGGGUUCAUGGAGGCUGUGGCGCACGUGGGGAAUUUUGUCGCGCUUGGCUGGUUGGCGACUAUCACGGGCAUCAUUGCCCGCGGCAGCAUGUAUACAUGUUGGUGUAGCUCCGUGACACUGUCUUCGAUCCUCGACCUCCCGUGGGGUGGGUACAUGGACCUGGAGGGCUUCGCCUUCUACCGCAACCACUUCGACGUCGUCUUGCCGUGGGCCGCCUGCUCCGGCAUCGGCGCUGCUUUGCUCGCGGUUGUCUUUGUCGUUGCCGGGGUCCGGUGGCUCAGGUGUCGGCGUCUGUGGGCUGUGGUGAAGGAGCAGACCGGAGACGGGGGUCUCGACGAUGGAGAGGUGUAUGAGUUGAACGUGGAUGUGCACCCGGUCUCUCACGCCGGUGCGUUACCUGACCUGUCGUACGUCUGGGGACCGUCGGCCAACCGCCGCUUCGCCGUGGUCGACUACCCGUACCCGCACCACGAGGACGCGUGGCGGUUCCCUGAGGGCAUCAAGUCGCUGGAGAAGCAGCCGGUGGAGAUGAUGUCCGGGCGCAUCGGGCGGACGUUUGAGGACCUGAUCUCGUUCGCGCGGCGGCUGCGCGAGCGGUACAUCUGGAUCGACGCCAUGUGCAUCCCGCAGGACGAGCCCGCCGUGCUCGCGUCGCAAAUCUCAAGAAUGGACCAGAUCUGCUUUCACGGCGCGUGCGACAUCGUGUCGCUGAGCUCGGGCGUCGACGACGGGCUGCCGGGUACCAGCUCCGUCAGCGACCGCAACACGCAGCAGCUCGUCGAGCUGCUGCCCAACGGCGAGCACCUGCUGGCGCGGCGGUCCGUCUUCUUCGGCCGCCACGAGGCCUUCUUCGGCAGCCACGAGGCCUUCUUCGUGUGCAAGGAGAUGUCGGCCAAGGAGAGCUGGAAUAACCCGCACACGGCGCGCGACGUCGACCCGAACGACUCCAGCGACCGCUGGUUCGGCUACACGAUUCCGCUGCCGUCGAGGCGAAGGCCGGCCGGCCCUGCGCGCGACGCCGAGCUGACGGGCCGGUUUGAGAAUGUUGUGCACAUGUACACGGGGCGCAACCUGACGUUUGCCAGCGACCGGCACCGCGCGUUCGAGGGUCUCGAGGGCCGCUUCGCCGAGUCGUACGACGUGCGCUUCCUGCACGCGCACCCCGUGUCUUCGGCGCCGCACCUCACCACGUCGCUGCUGUUUGGCCGCGUCGACCUCCGCGACGAGUCCGCUCUAGUGCCCGCUUCCGGCACGCCCUGGCCGUCGUGGUCGUGGCUCUCGCACCCGUCCGGCGUGACGCACACGCACUGGGCCAACGCGUGGUACGGCGACCCAGAGUUUCUCGAGCCCGGUACCCUCGUGCUACCCGAGCCGUCACCAACAGUCCUCAAACUACGCGCGCUCGCGCUCGACAUCAACAUCAACGCCUGGGAGAGCCGGCGAGUCUCAGUACUCGCGGUGUAUUGA
This is a messenger RNA of Lasiosphaeria miniovina, 3312 nucleotides long. RefSeq lists its product as uncharacterized. The transcript has 8 exons. The record is from RefSeq and is a predicted model, not a curated record. Lineage: Eukaryota; Fungi; Ascomycota; Sordariomycetes; Sordariales; Lasiosphaeriaceae. Bases 1 to 3312 code for a protein of 1103 amino acids.